UGGUGGGAAAACUUAGUUUUUCUUGUCCUUUGUGCCCCUUAACUACCUCCCGUGGGUAUUUGUAGGACCAGCUUUCCCAUUCUUACUCCAUAUGCCCUCAGGGUGCAGCAGCGAACCACUUCCUUCUGGAUAGACGGCAGAGAACGACUGUCCCAAAUUAGCUGUUCCUUCAGGCAGGUUUGACAAAUGACAAUACUGGAAGCUUAAGUUCGGUACUUCCCAGUGGCCUCUCUCAGAUUUCUCUUGCUGCUCUUGCUCAUAGUCCUGCCUGAUUCAUUUCAUUUAAGGACCUUUCAAAGAGUUGCAGCUUUCCUUGCUCCCCAGGUAUUUUUUUAGGAGAAGUUCCUGUCCACCUCCCUUGAGACUUUAGCCCAGCCUUGAAGACUGCCUCUGAACCAGCCAUCCUGGGUGACAUUUCCAAUGGAUACUUACUCUGACACCAUGAUCUGAAGAUGACGAGGCAGAAGACCUUCCUAUGAAGGAGCCAGCUAUCUGGUGGAGAAGUUCCUCCCCUGGGAGAUGGCGUAUGGUAGUUUUAUUUUCAGGAAGUCUAGCUAAGCUAGUGUCCAAAGUCUUCCCGCACCAGAAUCACUAGGUUGCUUUUUCUUUUCUUUUUUCUUUUUUAAGAUUGUAUUUAUUUAUUUGACAGAAUGAGAGGGAGAUCACAAGUAGGCAGAGAGGCAGGCAGAGAGAGGGGGGGCAGUAGGCUCCACACUGAGCAAGGAGCCAAAUGCGGGGCUCAUCCCAGGACUCUGAGAUCAUAACCUGAGCUGAGGGCAGAGGCUUAACCCACUGAGCACCAGGCGCCCCUAGGUUGCUUUUUCAAAUGCAGAUUCCUCGACCCCACCCAGACCCAUUAAAUAAGACUGUAAUGGACAGACCCUAGGAGUCUACAUUUUUAACUUGAUUCUUUUACACCUUGAUUGCAACAAAGGGCUCAGGCUGAAAGUCUAGGCCAAUUUCAUACCACCUGGUGUGGGGACUCUGUAUUUAUAAGGGCUUUGGCUAGAGAAAUCAGCUAGAAGCCUUCACACUAGGCCCCACGUGACAGGCGCAGCCUCAGAGGUCAAGCUCUGUAGCUCCGCCUCCGCCAUCCCAGCUCCUGAGAAUAGUUUCCUGGGCCAGAAGUGCCUCUGCAGGCUGUCCUGGCCCUCAGCCCCAAUAUAAGCUGCAAAGAGUAGCAAAGGCUCCUGGGAAAGUAUCGACUCUGCCUCCAAAUUGAGGGCUAAAGGGAAAAAUGAGUGUAAAGAGCCCAUUCAACUACACUCUUAUUUUUUCCAUAAAUGAAAAGGCUGGUGGGGAUAUGUGGGAACUCUGUACUUUCCAUUCAACUUUACUGGGAACCUAAAACUGCUGUAAAAAGUAAUGUGUACACACACACACGCACACACAGGGAUGCUGCUUUCUAGAGCUAGUAAAGCAGGGGUGUGAUAGGAAACCGUUUGGAUGCGGUGGACAGGACAUGAGGAAUGGUGACUUGGUAAGCCUAGACAUCACACAGAACCUUCGGUGAGUUACUAACCCAGUGGUCUGGCCACUUCCUUCCACUUUAACUGUUUUCUCUUCAACACGGUCAUGGUGUCAGCAUCUCUGGUCUCAGAGCCCAAGGCUCUGCGGUUCAGAGUUCGUGAUCCGCCCAGGGUCACCUCCAUCCUGAGAGAGUAGCACAGCCAGAAGUGACACCCACACCCUCCGGCCUCUCAGCCCUGGCUCCCCUCCACUGUGGCUGCCUCUCACUCCGCUGGUGCUUUAUCUCCGAGGCAGGGGAGCACUCAGAGGGCCACAUGCCGACCUCACCUAAAAAUAGCUCACAUUUAUGGAGCACUUAGCCACAUUCUGCUAAGCACUUUACACAGAUUGCCUCUUGUAAUACGACAACCCUGUGGUCCUUAUCCUCUCCGUUUUGCAGGUGAGGAAGCAGACCUAAGAGAGUGACAUGUGGCCAGUCACACCAGCUAACUGGUGAUGGAGCCAAAGUGAAAAUCUCCCGCUGGAGCCCAGCCUUGGGGUGGCCCAGCAUGGAGGCAGUCACAGCUCUGGAGGUGCCCUCGGGAUCCACACUGAAGGUGAAAGAAACGCGCACCGCUGAUGCUGAAGGACCCCCCGCUUCAUCUCGACAAGAGUCCAGCAACCCCAUUCCCCAGCUCCUGCCCCAUAUAGAAGAGCACCCCAAGAUCUGGCUACCUCGGACCCUGAGGCAGACCUAUAUCCGGAAGGUCGGAGACACUGUGAACCUACUGAUCCCAUUCCAGGGCAAACCCAAACCUCGAGCCACCUGGACACAUGAUGGCUGUGCCUUGGAUGCCAGCCGUGUGAGUGUGCGGAAUGGGGAGCAGGACUCCAUCCUCUUCAUCCGAGAAGCCCAACGUGCUGACUCGGGUCGCUACCAGCUCAGUGUGCAGCUGGGAGAGCUGGAGGCCACUGCCACCAUUGACAUCCUGGUGAUCGAGAGGCCAGGCCCUCCUCAGAGUAUCAAGUUGGUGGACGUUUGGGGCUCCAAUGCUACUCUGGAGUGGACACCUCCCCAAGACACGGGCAACACAGCACUCCUGGGAUACACCUUGCAGAAGGCUGACACAAAAUCUGGGCUGUGGUUCACGGUGCUGGAACGUUAUCACCGCACCAGCUUCACAGUCUCCAACCUCAUCGUGGGCAACUCCUACGCCUUUCGAGUCUUUGCUGAGAACCAGUGUGGGCUCAGUGAGACAGCCCCCAUCACAGCCGACCUUGCCCACAUCCAGAAAGCAGCAACUGUCUGCAAGAUCGAGGGGUUUGUGCAACGAGAUUUCUCUGAAGCCCCGAAGUUCACCCAGCCUUUGGCGGACUGCACCACAGUCACCGGCUAUGACACCCAGCUCUUCUGCUGUGUCCGCGCUUCUCCUAAGCCAAAGAUCAUCUGGCUGAAGAACAAGAUGGAUAUCCAAGGCAACCCCAAGUACAGAGCUCUCAGUCACCUGGGAAUCUGUUCUUUAGAAAUCCGCAAGCCUGGUCCCUUUGACGGGGGAAUCUACACCUGCAAGGCGGUUAACCCCCUGGGGGAGGCGUCUGUGGACUGUCGGGUGGAUGUGAAAGCUCCUCAUUGAGGCUCCCCAAGAGGAUUAGGGCAACUCUGACAAAGGAAGCCCAGCGGUGGUGAGACUGUGUUCUCAAGGAGCUCCAGCACAGCGUCUGCUUUGGACUAAUCUAAAUAAAUGUGUGGAUCCUCA
Messenger RNA from Mustela lutreola (European mink), 3206 nucleotides. It is a transcript of the gene MYBPHL, whose product is annotated as myosin binding protein H like. Gene Ontology annotation, molecular function: protein binding. Bases 2019 to 3083 code for a protein of 354 amino acids. The record is from RefSeq and is a predicted model, not a curated record. NCBI's taxonomy places the organism in Eukaryota, Metazoa, Chordata, Mammalia, Carnivora, Mustelidae. The transcript is spliced from 10 exons.